Tachyglossus aculeatus (Australian echidna) is the source of this 1722-nucleotide messenger RNA. RefSeq names its product formin-like protein 5. The transcript has 5 exons. The record is from RefSeq and is a predicted model, not a curated record. Lineage: Eukaryota; Metazoa; Chordata; Mammalia; Monotremata; Tachyglossidae. Bases 1 to 1722 code for a protein of 573 amino acids.
AUGUGUAUAAAACAUUCCAAGUAUGUGAAAUCCAGAGAACCGAGGAAUAGGAAUAACCUAUCUUCUGUAGGUUAUAUAGACCAUCCACGAUCAGCGCCGAUUAGAAAUCGGGGUCGUCGCCCCCACUUGGCAGUCGAGAAAGGCUCGGGGGUCCGAGAGGGCGACAGCCCGCGGAAGCGAGAAAAAGGGCGCGCCCCUCCCGCCCCGUCGACUCCGAAAACGCGGACGGGAACGAACCAACCGGGCGGUGAGGCGGCAGAGCUGCCGCCGGGAGGGGAGCCGGGGAGGUCAGGCGGCGGCGGCGGCGGCGGCGGGAGGCAGGGGGAACGGCAAGCGCGCGCACGCGCUGGCGGGGCCGGGAGACCGGACGGAGGGAGCGGGUUCGGCCCAGGGCCCGGCGCCUCGCGCCACCACCGCCUCAGCACCAGGGCCCGGCGCCUCGCGCCACCGCCUCCUCAGCACCAGGGCCCGGCGCCUCGCGCAGCACCAGGGUCCGGCGGCUCGCGCCGCCUCAGCCUAGGGUCCGGCGGCUCGCGCCACCGCCGCCUCAGCACCAGGGCCCGGCGCCUCGCGCCACCACCGCCUCAGCACCAGGGCCCGGCGCCUCGCGCCACCGCCUCCUCAGCACCAGGGCCCGGCGCCUCGCGCAGCACCAGGGUCCGGCGGCUCGCGCCGCCUCAGCCUAGGGUCCGGCGGCUCGCGCCACCGCCGCCUCAGCACCAGGGCCCGGCGCCUCGCGCCACCGCCUCCUCAGCACCAGGGCCCGGCGCCUCGCGCCACCGCCUCCUCAGCACCAGGGUCCGGCGGCUCGCGCCGCCUCAGCCUAGGGUCCGGCGGCUCGCGCCACCGCCGCCUCAGCACCAGGGCCCGGCGCCUCCCGCCACCGCCGCCUCAGCACCAGGGCCCGGCGACUCGCGCCACCGCCGCCUCAACACCAGGGCCCGGCGGCUCGCGCCGCCUCAGCCUAGGGCCCGGUGGCUCGCGCCACUGCCGCCCACCAAGGCCCGGCGCCUCGCGCCGCCUCAGUCCAGCGUCCGGCGGCUCGCGCCGUCGCCGCCUCAGCCCAGGGUCCGGCCGCCUCAGCCUCGGGUCCGGCGGCUCGCGCCACCGCCGCCGCCUCAGCAGCAGGGUCCGGCGGCUCGCGCCACCGCCGCCGCCUCAGCCCAGGGCCCGGCGGCUCAACUUAGGGUCCGAAGGCUCGCGCCACCACCGCCUCAGUCCAGGUUCCGGCGGCUCAGUUUAGGGUCCGGCGGCUCGCGCCGUCGCCGCCUCAGCACCAGGGCCCGGCGCCUCGCGCCGUCGCCGCCUCAGCCCAGGGUCCGGCGGCUCGCGCCACCGCCGCCUCAGCCCAGGGUCCGGCGGCUCGGAUUAGGGUCCGAAGGCUCGCGCCACCGCCUCCUCAGCACCAGGGCCCGGCGGCUCACGCCACCGUCGCCUCAGCACCAGGGCCCGGCGUCUCGCGCCACCGCCGCCUCAGCACCAGGGCCCGGCGGCUCGCUCCGUCGCCUCAGCACCAGGGCCCGGCGGCCCGCGCCGUCGCCGCCGCCGCCUCAGCCCAGAGCCCCGGCUGGGGCAGGCCGCCCCCCGGCAUGGGGGCCGUCGCCAACUCCCUCCCCUCCCCUCGCGCCCCCACGCCCGCUCCCGCCGUGGCGGCCACCGCCGCCGCGGCCGCCACCGGAGGUGCAGGAGCCUCGCGAUAGUGUUUGCACGGGCGGCGCGUGA